AUGUCGCAGCAGCUUCGGCGACAGGGUACCGACCAUCAUCACCACUACAACAACAACAACUACAACUUCGCCAACCAACUCUCAUCCGGCCCUGUCUCUCCGUUUCCCCCUUCAUCUCGAUAUCCAACCUCGGCUCAAUCGUCACGGACGGCGCCUGAUCCCACCCCCCGUGAUUAUCUGCCAGCCAGAUCCGACGGGCAGUCCUUGUCUUACAGCCGCAGCAGCGCGUCUCCCCGCAACCCGAUCCCCUUCCCCCUGCAUACAAACUCGCAGCCUCACCCUUCCUCUCGUGCCGAAUCGAGCUCUUCACAGAGUCCGCAGUCGCCGAGAUCGUUGGCGUAUCCGUCCACGCCCCAGAGUCGUCCUACCAUCAGCCGGGUAGCUCAUGCGGCGUUCCCGGCCCCUCCGUCCAGUAUCACCCCAAGCUCGACAAGCACAACGACGGGCCCGAGACCUUUUGCUGCCCCGAAUCAGAAUGAUAGAGACAUGACCGAACGAUCGCUUGACAACGUGUCGCGCCAGACUCCUUGCACAACCGAUUCGAAUCAAUCAGCAACUUCAUCCCCCGUCUCGCCCGGUCAUUCGUCCCAGCAAAUGUCGAGGGAACGCCCGGGGCAGCGCACGAUGCCCCGCACAUCGUCCAUUGAUUCUGCCAUAUCCUCCCUCUCUUCGGCGUCGCAGUCGCAUAAAUCGUCGUUCGACGCCAGUGCCGUCACCCAGGCGGAUAUCGAUAACCUGGUCGCCACGGCUGGGUCUCCGGAGGCGGUAAUCAUACAUCUCUUGAAGGAAAAACAUCAUGCUGCCUCCCAGAAUACCCAGCUGUGGAGGCUGGUGGAUAAGCAGCGGACCCUGAUCCUCGGCCUGAAUAAAGAUCUAGAGCGGGCCCUGAAGGAAAAGGAGCGGUAUAAGAAAAAGGCUAAAGAUCUGCAGAACGCAGUGCCUCCGUUACCACCAAUGCAGGAGCAUGCGCAGCACGGUGCUUCUGCCAGUGUCAGUAGCACAGCUAACAGUCAAGGAUCGACAAGUCAACGGCAGCCGCAUAAUGCACCUUCGUCCAAUGUCGUGAGCCUGCAAAAUCCCACCGAAGCCGACUGGGCUAGUAAUCCUGACAAGGAGCGUUCUAUUCUGGUCGAGAAUGAACCCAACCAGCGCGUCGACCCGCAGGCCGCCCAAUCGUUGGCGUAUUCACGUCAAGAACUUUCUACGGCAAGUCCAACUUCGCUGGCCAGCUCCAGCUCCCCUACGGGUGACCGCAUCACAGGUGAAAACCGACAGGAAGGCAUCCCGCAUCCUAUUCGGAAAGCACCUCCUGCACCACUGAACCUAGAACCAAGAGAGCGAAGGGCUGUCGAAAAGGCCAUUGAUGACGAUUCGGAAUCCGAGUACGAGGACAUUUUGGAGGUGGAUGAACUACCGCGCGGGCGACGGAAAACGCGGGACGACGAUGAUCGGGAGCGGGAAUCCGCACUGGCAAAAGAACAGGGCAACGAGGGCCUCCCGUUACUGAAUAUUCCCGGCAAUGUUGGUGCCAAUGCUUAUGGCCCAAGCAAUUCGGGCCCACAAGCAGAGUUUCUGGCAUCCUCGAUGAGCCCUCGGGUGCCGCAGGGCCCAUCUAUGAACGGCCAGUCGAUUUCAAAAGCACCGAAGAGCCCUGGACUACCUCUCAGCCCACGCCCAGAAGACCGUCCUAUAGGCUCCCCACUACCCCGGAUGCCCCGAGACAUUCCGCAGAGUUUGUCCUCCAUGCCAACAUCUUCAGGGAAUAACCUUGCGGGAUUGGCGCUCACGCCCCGUGUUGGAACUUACCCCAACACUUAUGCGGGUGCGAGUUCUCAGCAGCCUGGCGCCAUCGAUGCUGCCAUACGCCCCAUACCUUCUAUCGAUGCAGCCGUCAAGGUCGAUAGUCCCCAGUCCCCGGGGUUCGCCAUCUAUCAAGGAUUGGUAUCGGAUGAAUACCCCACCCUCCUUCUACCUCCCAAUGCGCUACCUUUGAUUCAAGUGAAGGUGUCUUCCUCACGGUUACGUCCUUCUAGAAACAGCUACAAUGCGUCUCGACCGUUAGAAGAGGAGCCCGUCUUUACGCUGAGUGUCUUUUCGCGGUCCGAUAACAAGGAGCUUUGGCGUGUGGAGAAAGUCAUCGCCGCUCUCCCACAACUUGAUCAGCAGCUGAGACAGUUUUCUGUUGCCCACAUGAAACUUCCGGACCGGUCCAUAUUCAGCGGUCAUUCACCAGCAAAGAUCGAUGCCAGGCGCGCGGCCCUCAACGCCUAUUUUGAAUCUCUUCUUGACACGCCCAUGGACGAGAGGGCAGCUUUGGUCAUCUGUCAAUUUCUGACAUCUGACGCCAUUGAAGCCCGGGACGAUGAGACGAGUUUGCUGAAGGGCAACAAUCAUAGUACCAUUGAAAUGUUGCGUGGUCCUGAUGGGAAGCCCAGGAAGGAAGGCUACCUGACAAAACGAGGGAAGAAUUUCGGGGGUUGGAAGGCCCGUUACUUCGUAUUGCACGGUCCUGAGUUGAAGUAUUUCGAGUCACCUGGUGGUGCCCACCUUGGAACUAUCAAGAUCUACAACGCUCAGAUCGGGAAACAGUCCCAAGCCACUAAUGAUUCGCCGUCGCGUUCUGAAGAUGACUCCGAAAACCAAUAUCGCCAUGCUUUCCUCAUCUUGGAGCCUAAGAAGAAGGACUCAUCUGCUCUUGUUCGCCACGUACUAUGCGCUGAGAGUGACGAAGAAAGAGACGCAUGGGUCGAAGCUCUGUUGGAGUAUGUCGAGGGUCAGUCAGAGAAUGAAGGGCAGGGUAGUGGAUCUUCCAUGAGAGGCCAGCAGCAGCCUUCCGCAAAGCCAUAUUCUGCGACGAACCCCAAGUCCAAGGGGUCCGCCAACGGAAGCAAGAAUGGCGGCAAGGCAACUGAGAACCCAAGCCCGGAUGGCCCGGGCACAGUACAAGGAUUCAGUUUCGAUGACGCUGUUCCUGCAGAGCCUCCAGUGUUUGGUCCAUCUCCUGACCAACAAGGGCCGAAGUCCCCAGUGAUGCCUUCGGGCACCUUUUUUGAUGCUUCCGAUGCCAUGCAAGGGGACCAGGGACAGCUCUCGUCCAAGGUCAUAUCCGGCCCCACCAACGGCGCAGUAAUCCAGGAUGCGGGCGCCUGGGGCAACAAAGCAGCUACUAGCACAAAGGAGAAGAAACGCAGCAUCUGGGGUUUCCGUACACGGUCGUCUUAUGAUCUUGCGUCGCAGCUUCAAGCGAGCAAUGACACACCUAUGACUCCGUCCCAGAGCACCUUUGGGGAAAGAAGAGACUUUGUCAGGCCAGUUUUUGGCAUUCCCUUGGCAGAAGCAGUACAAUUCUGUCCGCCACAAGGCAUCGGUGUUGAUACUGAGCUUCCGGCUGUGGUUUAUCGCUGUAUAGAAUACUUGAAGGCGAAGGGUGCCGAAUCAGAAGAAGGUAUAUUCCGCUUGAGUGGGUCGAACGUCGUCGUCAAAGCUUUGAAGGAACGUUUCAAUACUGAAGGCGAUGUGGACUUCCUUUCCGACGAACAAUACUACGACGUGCAUGCCGUUGCAUCUCUUUUCAAGCAGUACCUUCGAGAGUUGCCGACGAGCGUUCUCACUCGUGAACUCCAUAUUGAAUUCCUGCGUGUUCUGGAACUCACUGAAAAGGAAAAGAAGAUCGUCGCAUUCAAUGCUCUUGUUCAUAGGCUCCCCAAGACGAACUUGGCCUUGCUGCGGGCGUUGGUGCAAUUCUUGAUCAUCAUUGUUAGCAAUUCCGAUGUCAACAAAAUGACCGUCCGAAAUGUUGGCAUCGUUUUUGCGCCCACGUUGAACAUCCCAGCUCCGGUUUUCUCCUUGUUCCUCACAGAGUUUGAGAGCAUUUUCGAGCAUUCGCCAUACUCCAAUCCCAAUGUGGAGCUGGUGGUCCCUCAGUCUAUGUCCCCAGAGGAUAUCCGUUCGCCUCGUCACCAAAUGUUCUCGGACAUACCCACGCCUGCAGACAGUACCUUCCGCCGGAACGGUGACCCCCGCGAUGAAAUCCCUACUCGUCACGAUACGGGCUUUAUCCCGAUGCAGCCUAGCUAUGAGCAGUCUAUGGAUCGCUAUGCCCAAGACUCGGGGAUGUUGAUGCCGAAUCCAGACUCACGCUCGGCGAAGGCAAAGAGAAGGGAAAGCUCGCUCCUAUUUAUGGAUAUGAAUCAGACGCCACCCGGCACUCUGUCUGGCGGUCAUGAUUAA
This is a messenger RNA of Aspergillus terreus NIH2624, 4230 nucleotides long. Its product is annotated as GTPase-activating protein BEM3. Bases 1 to 4230 code for a protein of 1409 amino acids. Gene Ontology annotation, molecular function: phosphatidylinositol binding. Lineage: Eukaryota; Fungi; Ascomycota; Eurotiomycetes; Eurotiales; Aspergillaceae. Gene Ontology annotation, biological process: signal transduction; regulation of GTPase activity. The record is from RefSeq and is a predicted model, not a curated record. The transcript has 3 exons. Gene Ontology annotation, cellular component: cytoplasm.